This is a messenger RNA of Parastagonospora nodorum SN15, 834 nucleotides long. RefSeq lists its product as hypothetical. Bases 1 to 834 code for a protein of 277 amino acids. Lineage: Eukaryota; Fungi; Ascomycota; Dothideomycetes; Pleosporales; Phaeosphaeriaceae. The record is from RefSeq and is a predicted model, not a curated record. The transcript is spliced from 2 exons.
AUGGGAUCCCACGAUACCCACAUUCAACGGGCAGCUGCCUUGGCCCAAAAGCUCUUCUUCCAAUUCGGAGAAAUGAACUUCGUAUUUCAGCCCACGGUUAUUGAGGAAAAAGACGGAGAGCUGCUCAUCCACGUCCACCUGCCUCCAGAAGGCAAGUAUACAAAGUUUAAACCGGAUGUAGUGAUGACUGAACAACAAAAGUCAAUGGUAGUAAGCCAUCUGGCUUGCUCAAGUGCAGCAAUCUAUUUCAGGGACUUGCUCACGAAGUUCUUGAAAGGUACAAAUACCAGCGUUGGCGUUACAACUCUCUCGCUUACUCCCACCGGAACCAUUACACAAUAUGCUGAUCCAAAGAUGAAUGAUUUGCAUGGACGCUGCCACAAUCAUACAUUGUUCAAAAUCUUUGAGGAAAACGAACCAGACGAACCAGAUAACCCAGACAGACCGGCAAUGUGGUUCAUCGAUCUGAGCGGUCCACAGUUUAGCAUCUUCAACCCAUGUCUAAAGCCAGAUAUUUAUCGUACGACGUACAAGACGUCGAAGCCGGUCGAUAGCACUUCUGAUCUAAAAGCCGGGGCUCAAAAGCUUGUUCCAGCUCUUGAGUUCGGAAUGACUAAGCGCAUUGUUGAAGAUAUAGAAAAUGCGAUUGAGGAAUGGGAACGUACGAAGGAGGUCGGAAUUGCGGAAUUGCUUGCUAAUGGAAAAUAUGAGCUCUUCGAGACAGAUUUGCUAGGCUUUGUGGAAGAGAAGAUGAAGGAGCUAAGGGAGGAAGUUGAUUGGACAGCGCGAUUCAAGGAACGAGAUAGACUCAAGGCUGAAGGGCGUGGUAGUUAG